AUGACCUCGGGAGACUUUGAAAAAGCCAAACACCUACCACUCGGAAAAUCCACUGGCUCCAGGAAGACGUUCGACCAAAUUAUGACAUGGCUCAAGAAAUGCGUCUCCGCGCAUGACUGUGGGGCAGUACGACUAAAGGACCCUCACUUCCUCCCUUCGAGGCUAGUGUGUGUUGAACGUCCAGUCAGAAUCGUUGAGAGAACUGAGGUGGAUCCAGGAGACGUCUACCUCACACUGAGCCAUUGCUGGGGCGAGGCCAAUCAUCUGACACUCACUACAGACAAUUUCGAAGAGUUCAAGACAGCGCUCCCAAUGCAAAGGCUCCCAGCAACAUUCUCGGACGCCAUAACUCUCACGCAGGUGCUCGGAAAGCGUUACAUCUGGAUUGACUCACUGUGCAUCAUUCAAAACUGCACAGAAGAUUGGGAGACAGAAGCAAACACGAUGUGGGAAGUUUACAGUAACUCGUACUUGAACAUCUCUGCAACAUCUGCCAAAAACUCAUCUGAGGGAUUGUUCCGUGAAGGAAGAUCUGUAUUCCCUUCUCAUGCGACAGUCCUACCAGGUCAUCCGAUCAUCCCUGAAGGGAUGUAUACUUGGUAUUGUGAACAUGAUUGGGAUGACGAGGUCGAAAAUGGCUCGGUCAACCGAAGAGCAUGGGUUCUCCAGGAACGCUGUUUGUCUCCACGGGUGGUGCAUUUCUGCUCUGAGCAAGUGUUUUGGGAAUGCAACAUCCUCUCAAGCUCCGAGGCUUUCCCUGAGCAUCUUCCACUAGAUUUCAAGUGCACAAGUAAGCCGCCAGCUUUGUACCGGCUGACAAACGUGGAAACUAAGGAUCCAGCUCAUCUUGCGAAUCUCUGGAAUAAGAUUGUCGCAAGCUACACCGGAUCCAAACUGACGAAUGCGUCUGACAAACUGGUCGCCAUUGCUGCACUGGCACGGAAAGUCUCUGAGGCGUAUGGUGAUACUGCUGGCAGAUACUGUGCCGGAUUCUGGAAGGAUAUCAUCAUCCGUCACCUGUGCUGGUCCCCUGCAAGUGGAUCUACGGUUCGUGCGACUGGUGAGGAUCAUCGAGCACCCUCAUGGAGCUGGGCAUCUGUAGAUGGGCCUGUAAGUCUUCCUGUUGACUGGGAGUUUUCUAUGAACAGAUAUAUGGCCAUUAUCACGGAUGUCGUCAUACAUCAAGAAAAUGACUAUGCUCCACGCAUCGAGGGUGAGCUUCAUUGCAGCGGCCCUCUUCUCACAGCCUCACUGCUAGAAUACGGCGGUGGCUUUUGCUCGCUGAGAUUAUCCGGGGCAGGCCAUGAACUCGAGUUCGCAGCAAGGAUGGAUGGGGGAUCUAAUCGCAAGAACGGCUUCCCCUUUGAGGUAUAUUUGAUGCCUGUGGAGGCGACGUUACAAUUUAUAUCCGAAGUCUCAACCAAAGGGUUGAUCCUCGCGCCUACGUCAGAUGGUUUGCAUCAUUUCGAAAGAAUCGGCAACAUUCUCGGCCCCCUGAGAGAACCAUCUGCCCUUGAUUUCUUCACUAUCCUGGGCAAUCAAGACGAAAUCCAAUCGGCAUGUGUCAGGAAAUCCGGUACUCUCAACCUCGAGGAGACCUUUGCGCGGGUGGACAUCUGGGAAAGCGACGAAGACUACAAUGAGCUGCUUAGCCAGCUUGAACCAUUCAACUGCAACAUCUAUGACUUCACCAUUGUGUAG
Diplodia corticola is the source of this 1701-nucleotide messenger RNA. Its product is annotated as heterokaryon incompatibility protein. The transcript has a single exon. The record is from RefSeq and is a predicted model, not a curated record. Lineage: Eukaryota; Fungi; Ascomycota; Dothideomycetes; Botryosphaeriales; Botryosphaeriaceae. The coding region runs from base 1 to 1701 and encodes 566 amino acids.